Rattus rattus (black rat) is the source of this 444-nucleotide messenger RNA. RefSeq names its product ribonuclease pancreatic gamma-type. Bases 1 to 444 code for a protein of 147 amino acids. NCBI's taxonomy places the organism in Eukaryota, Metazoa, Chordata, Mammalia, Rodentia, Muridae. The transcript has a single exon. Gene Ontology annotation, molecular function: nucleic acid binding; RNA nuclease activity. The record is from RefSeq and is a predicted model, not a curated record.
AUGGGUCUGGAGAAGUCCCUCCUUCUGUUUUCACUGCUUGUCCUGGUGCUUGGAUGGGUCCAGCCUUCCCUGGGUGUGGAAUCUAGGGAAACUCAGACCCAGAAGUUUCAGAGGCAGCACAUGGACGAGGAGGGUCACUUCCCGAGCAGCCCCACCUACUGUAACCAGAUGAUGAAGAGCAGGGGGAUGACCUCGGGGUCGUGCAAGCCGAUGAACACCUUCGUGCAUGAAUCCUGGGAAACGGUCCAGGCCAUCUGCUCCCAGGGACAAGUGACCUGCAAAAACGGGAAGAGCAACUGCCACAAGAGCAGCUCCACCCUGCACAUCACUGACUGCCGCCUGAAGGGCAGCUCCAAGUAUCCCAAAUGCGACUACACAACCACUGACAGCCAGAAGCACAUCAUCAUUGCUUGUGACGUAGUCCACUACGAUGCUUCCGUGUAG